Messenger RNA from Zymoseptoria tritici IPO323, 2463 nucleotides. RefSeq lists its product as uncharacterized. Lineage: Eukaryota; Fungi; Ascomycota; Dothideomycetes; Mycosphaerellales; Mycosphaerellaceae. Gene Ontology annotation, biological process: protein deubiquitination. Gene Ontology annotation, molecular function: cysteine-type deubiquitinase activity. The transcript has a single exon. The record is from RefSeq and is a predicted model, not a curated record. The coding region runs from base 1 to 2463 and encodes 820 amino acids. Gene Ontology annotation, cellular component: cytoplasm.
AUGCCAGAGAACGGCAAUGGCCCAUCACGACCCACCAAGCUCCCGCUUGAUACCGAUCUCGCCCUUUCCAUGCCGAAGCCACCGAGUCCGACGUACAGUCCAGCGCGCAAUAUGCAGACGACGGGGAAUAUUGCUCCGCCUCGUCACAGCGCAAGGAGUUUAGCAGGGUCCGGCAGUCGAAAGUCGUCCUUGGGUCCACUGUCAUCUGCAUCGUCGGUGGCUCCCAACAGUACUGUCGAUUAUUACGGAAGUUCCCAAACAAAUGGAAACUCUUCUCCGUCACUCGCGCGGAAGAACUCUGUUCAUAUGCCCAAGGACACCGAGAUCAGCGCACAAAUGCUGUACGAUUAUUUACCUCGUUUUGAGGUCUUGCUGAUCGACUUUCGCCCGCGGGAGGACUUCGACCAGGGACACAUCUACACUCGCAACGUCAUCUGCAUUGAGCCUUUGACGGUGCGCCAGGGCAUGAGCGCUGAGGAAUUGUCUGAAGGACUCAUAUUGUCACCGGAGGAGGAAGUGGAUCUUUUCAAUCGUCGAGAUUCCUUCGACGUCGUGGUCUACUAUGACGCCGACACUCGAUCCGACGACUUCCUAGCUCGACCGCGGACGGAUAGAGAGCAACGGCUCAAGUGGUUGCAUGAAGCCUUGGACGAAUUCAAUCAGGAUAGGCCUCUGCAACGACGACCAAGUUUGCUCAUUGGCGGUAUCGAAGCUUGGGCUGAUCUUCUAGGUAACCAAGCAUUGGUGGCGUCAAACACAAAAGCGAGGACUGGUCCAGCGCGAUCGCUUGUCCGCCGACCUGCGGCGAGGGAUGGACCGAUGAAAGUUCAAAAGCGCCGCUUACGAGACUACAAUCCGCUGGAUCCGGAGGAGGAACGUACUUGGCGAGCUCGUGCGAAGAGUGAGAGUGUAAAAGAAAACCCGGUUCUGGCUACAGAUGGAGGUGAGGAUGAAGAGGAUGUGGUCCAAGACGAGGAUGGCGCAUCCUUGCCAAAGUAUCCCACGAUUGAAGAUUUCAACUCACGGUUCCCCGACGCUGGAACUCUCGGACAACAGUACUAUAACGGAAGACCGGCUCGCCCACCCCCAGAAGCGCCCAACAAUGUGCCAAGAUACCCAUCAGCACCGCCACCUUCGCAGUUCCCUCCGGCACCUGCUCGUCCGGCACCUGCAGCGCCUCGAAUGAGCUACACUGGUGUUAGCGAUCGGGCAGUCUCUCAGAACACUCCAGCACCGAGAACCUCCAGCCAGCUUGUGCCUUAUAUCUCUCCGAAGUAUCUGUCGGCGAAUCUACGCAUACCCAAGACUGGCCUGAAGAACUUCGGCAGCACUUGCUACAUGAAUGCCACCCUCCAAGCCUUGUCUGCGACCAUACCUCUUACGAUCCUUGUAAUGGACGAUGGAUACAAGAACAUGGUCCAGAAGGAGAAUUGGAAAGGCAGCCGCGGUCUCCUGCCCGAAAUGUAUAGCAAUGUGGUCCGCGAGCUCUGGAGGGGAAAUGUCGAUUUCAUCAAACCGACCACUUUCUUCAAUUUCUGCGGCCGCCUCAACAGCACCUUCAAAGACCCCAGUCAACAGGAAGACACGCAAGAAUUCUUCUCCUUUGUCGUCGACUGUCUACACGAGGACUUUAACGCCCACUGGGCCAAACCUCCUCUCCGCGAGCUCACCCCAGCCGAAGAAGCUACACGAGAACGCAUGCCGCGCCUCUUGGUCGCCAAAACCGAAUGGGACCGCUACACGCACCGCGAGAACUCCUUCCUCACCUCCAUCUUCUACGGUCAACAAUCCUCCCGCGUGCGCUGCACCGUCUGCAACGCCACCUCGACCCAAUACGAUCCCUGGGCACUCCUCCAAGUCGAGAUCCCGGAAGCCCGCGAAGCACAACUGCAAGACUGUCUGCGCAACCACUUCGGCGACGAACUCCUCGACGCCGACAAUCAAUGGACCUGCACAAACUGCAAAGUACCCCGCCGCGCCACGAAGAAACUCACCAUCACCCGCGCCCCACCUUUCCUGGUCAUCGGCCUCAAACGCUUCAAAACCCACCCUCGAACCGGCGAACAGCGCAAAAUCCACACCAACGUGCGCUUCCCGCUCGAAGGCCUCGAUAUGGGAGAAUUUAUCCUUCCUCCUCCUUCGCUGCAGGAAGCGGAGAUUAUCGUCUCCCAACACGGCGGACGGGAAGCGUUGAAGACGGACCCCGCGUUGACGCCGCCGUAUAUCUAUGAUGCGUAUGCAGUGGUGAGACAUCAGGGCGAUACGACGCGGAGUGGGCAUUAUACGGCCGCGGUGAGGGAUCGGGCGAGGGGAUGUUGGCGGUUUUUUAAUGAUACUGUUUCGAAUGAUUUUCGACCGGAAGGGUUGGGAAGGGAUAAGGCGCUGGAUAAUGAGGGGGCGUAUUUGGUGUUUUGGCAGAGGAGGGGCUUGGGUGGGACGGGAGGUGGUGGGGAGAAGAUGUGA